GCUGAAGUAUACUGCCUAUCAUGGCGCACAACACUUUGAUGAGGCUAUUGAUACUUUGGACAACAUGCUCUCCAAGUUAGAUGAUGCUUCCGAGUCGCACAUGCGAAACCUGCGCAAGCAGUAUAUCAGUGCAUUCGAGGCGGAAGGUGUUAUCCGAAAAUCCAUUGACGUUCAACUUGACAACGCCCCACUUCGUCUACUAGAUACCACUAUCGGUCGUUUAUGUGACCGAGAGGCCCAAAUAACCACGUUCAAGACAAGCAUCGAGUAUAAGGAACUUCUGCUAUUCGUAAUGAAGCAUCCGGAUCCACCAAUGGUGCACAUCAGAGAAGUGGUGGCAAAAUUCUUCCGUUGCGUCAUGCUGUCACACAGGUGGGACGCGGGGGAGUCACUGCUACACGACAUCCAGGACAAGAUUGUGUACGAGUUGAAUCCAGUUAGUGGCAUCGUGAAGUUGCAGUUAUUCUGUAAGACUGCUGAUGUUGCGGGUUAUCGCUGGGCCUGGAUGGAUACCUGCUGCAUCGACAAGACAAACAACGUUGAGCUCCACGAAUCAAUCAACUCCAUGUUUGUAUGGUAUCAUCAUUCAGCACUUACGAUCGUUUACCUAUCAGAUGUUCCACCUUCCUCUAAGCCUGGCGCACUGGCAAAGAGUAUUUGGAACAAACGAGGAUGGACAUUCCAAGAACUCAUGGCUUCGAAAUGCGUCCUCUUUUAUCAGAAGGAUUGGUCCCUAUAUCUUAAUGAUCCCUCUCCCAAUCACAAGGAUUCCAAUGAGAUCAUAGAGGAGUUGGCAGGUGCCACAGGCAUAGACCGAGAGAGCCUCGUUACUUUCCAUCCAGGGACCGGAAAUGUCCGAAAGACACUCCAAUGGGCAUCCUCGCGUAUCACCACACGGCAGGAAGACAUAGCUUACUCCUUGUUUGGCGUCUUCCGCGUCCGCCCAGGCGUUGAUUAUGGGGAGAAGAAGCAGUUCGCCCUUGGGCGGCUCUUGCAAGCGAUCAUAGCUCAGUCGGGCGACAUUACUGCCCUGGACUGGGUUGGAAGACCAUCCAAGUUCAAUAGCUGUCUGCCAGCCGAAAUCUCUUCAUACAAAGCUCCACCGUACACAUGCCCAUCUCUGUCUACUCAAGAAAUGUACAGAUCAGUCUCGUUGCCACGAGAUAAUGGGGCUGUACAAUUGGCUUCGAAAUUGUACAGCGAACUUGACUCCCUUCAUGCUCCCCGUUUUGCACAUCAACGUCUACAUCUACCUUGUAUCGCAUUCAGCCAUCAAGGCCAGGAUGCAUGCGUCACGUAUGAAGUCAAGGCAGACGGACUUCGAGACCUACUGAUCACCACGGAAGACGGACUCACUCGAAUGACCGAGUUCUUGCUUAUUCGCCCGUGGGAUCAUGAUCUUCUCGAGUUGCCUGAUGACGUGCACAGCAUAGGCGAUUGGACCCCGCCCGGAUCUCCCAUAGACGUUACGCCUGGCGGGUCCUCUGGAGAGCAUGGGCUGGUUGAUUCGGAACGAGCGUUGCGAUUGAUUGUUCGCCUUGGACAGCCUUUUAGCGCGUUUUUGCUAAAGCGCGAGCGCCGCAAGGAAUACAAAAGAGUUGCCUCGGAUCGUCAUAUUAUCGCACAGUUCAAAGACGCGACUUGUAUUCCCGACGUGAAAGUCAGGACACUAGAGAUAUUGUAAUAGAGAAUUUGAUUUUUACUUAGAUUGUGACUAAACUAUGACUACACAAAUAUUACACUCCACGCUUGGUAACAUUCGAUCCCGUGAUAGUA
Molecule: messenger RNA, 1776 nt
Organism: Suillus subaureus
Lineage: Eukaryota; Fungi; Basidiomycota; Agaricomycetes; Boletales; Suillaceae
Exons: 3
Coding region: 65-1684 (539 amino acids)
Source: RefSeq, a predicted model, not a curated record